AUGGCGUAUCGUACCAAUACCAGCAAUGUGCCGUGUAAGUAUUUCCAGCAGGGAAAUUGCAAAUGGGGCAACAGCUGCAAGUAUGCUCAUGUUUAUGCAAACAGCGAUGGGUCGAACCAGGCUCAAGGAAGCAGCAUGUCGGAGACAGACCUCUAUAAGAGCUUUAUAAGCCCCACUUCCAUGGCCAAGAUCCAGAAGGUUAUCUUGAGUGAUCUGCAAGAGUCGGAAAUCUUCCAAAAGAGCCCAUUGGCAAGCGCUUACAGUUACGGAGUGCCUUGUGGAAUUAAUCUGAUCAAUGACAGAGACCUCUCUCCUGAGGAACUGAGAUUCAAAUACUACGAAGCUCGUCAGAAGGGCACCUUGAGCCAGUACGAGGCAGAGGUCCUUGCCAGGGAGAAAGACAUGAAGAAAUGCCUUCAACACAUCAGAGACCAUCCUGAUUGGGCAGCUAGAUACCUCCAGAAGGGUACGAAAGAGCUGAGAGAAACGGGACAUACUACUUUGAAGAGUGGCUUUAUCAAUUUCCCAAUUGACUUUACAGGGCAGGCCGGAUUUGGAGCGUCAGGUUCCUCAAGUUUCGGCAUCAAUCCUUUUACUCAAGGGCAAAAUGCUUUCGGUAGUACCGGCGCCUUUGGCGCUGGUGCCACUGCAGCAUUCGGUCAAGGACAGGCUCAAGGCUCUGAAGGUGCCUUUGGCUUCGGAGCCGCAAAAGCAAAUACAACCAACGUAUUUGGAGGCACCAACGUCGCUGCCCAGCAAUCUGGAGGGGCGUUUGGGAAGCCGUCCUUCUCUGGUUUCUCGAUGAAUUCUGCUGCAGGCUCAGCGCCGCCGAAUACUAGCAACGUCUUUGGAACUGCGGCACCCGCGCAGUCUGCUGGUACCGGCUCUGUAUUCGGACAAACGCAGUUCGGCGCAAGGCCUGCGGCAGGCUCGUCUACUGGCGCUUUCGGUAAGCCUAGUUUUGGUAGCUCUUCCUUCGGCCAAACCGCCUUCGGUUCGCCGGCUCUCGGAGGUACUGGGACGGGCUCGUUGACAGCUUCCCCAUUUUCCUCACUUCAAAAUACCGGUGCGACCCAAUCUCGCUUUGCCUCGCUACAGAAUAAGCCGGCCGACGCUUCAACAGCCUCUCCGUUCGGAUCUCUCCAGACCAAUCAACCGCCCACGCCGUCUCCCUUUGGAGGGCUGCCAGUCAGCGACAAUCCCACAAUGGCGGCCUCCGCCGGGGCGUUUGGCAAAAUGGGUACCAGCAUGCCUUCGCCAUUUGCAAAUCUCAGCGCAACAGAUGCUGCUAAUGCUCAAGGAACGACUCAGUUUGGCUUCAACAAACCCGGGGCGGCCUUUGGCACAGAAAAUACUGGCGCGGGCAAUACUACGGGCCCUUUUGGACUAGCAAAAGGCGCACAAGCGAAUGUUUUUGGCUCAGGCUUCACCUCAGGCUCAAAGGCGUCGGCAGAUGCCAGCGGCGGCGCUCGCGCUCGCAAAUUUGUACAAGGAAUCCCUACAGAGGACUCGCAGGUAAGUCCGAAUGAUCUAGACAAGCAGACAUUGGAGCAAUUCGAAGCAGCAAGCUUCAUCCUGGGCAAGGUUCCUGAUAUUCCACCGCCUAUGGCUUUAAUAUCGUGA
This is a messenger RNA of Torulaspora globosa, 1623 nucleotides long. It is a transcript of the gene NUP42, whose product is annotated as FG-nucleoporin NUP42. The transcript has a single exon. The record is from RefSeq and is a predicted model, not a curated record. The coding region runs from base 1 to 1623 and encodes 540 amino acids. Gene Ontology annotation, molecular function: metal ion binding. NCBI's taxonomy places the organism in Eukaryota, Fungi, Ascomycota, Saccharomycetes, Saccharomycetales, Saccharomycetaceae.